GGAUGUAAUCUUCAUUCUAUUAAUCAAUUUGAGCCCCAGACUAUUUCCUUAAAAGACAAAAAGGAAAAAAAACUUCCGCCUCUAUGAUAAGCAACAGUAGAAGUUUAAAGAUAAGCCAACAGGCUAGCUGGCUCCUUCACAUUUUUCACAUAUCAUCCUAAGCCAUCAAAAGACCACUUUACUGUAUAACAACAGAUCUUUGAUGCUAUGUCAUACAAUUCUUGCAUUGAUAAUUAUGUCUUGUAUAAAAUGGUUGAAGAUACGCGCAUGACAUAAGCCUUAAUAACUUCUUCAACUGAUUAAUUCGAUUGCAGUCAUCCAUCAUUAUCCCUCACUCAGCCAUCUGCAUACCAGAUUCUAAGCAAAAUUUAUUCGUUGAUAAGAUUAUGACUCACCCAUAUAUUCUUCUUUCUCUUGAUUGAAAAAUUAGUCAUAAAAUUAGUCAUGUGCAUUACAUGCACAAAAUUACUUUUAGCAGGUCAGUAAGACAUUGUUGCAUUUGGUUGUUGUUUAAUUCAUAAAAGUCACUCAACAAAGUAGUAUUUUACUGUUGCUCCAUUCAUUAGCCCCAGAUAAGUAAUUUUCUUAUGUGCGAAACGAGGUAAGGUAAUUAUUAAAAUGUUAGGAGUCACUCGGCCAUGACUUGGAUAGACAUGGGCAAUUCCAUUCAACCAGAAACAAAAGAAGCCUGAUCACCUACAGAGGCAUCAAAGAACCUGCAGUCCCAAUAGCCCAAUCCAAAAAUGUCAAUGAUCGAAUUGGAACUCAGAUUUUAGGCCCAUGGGCAAACAACCACCUAGAGUUCUAAAACAUGAUUAGGUUCCAUCCGGCUUAAGUGGGCCAAUAGAAGCCUAUCGGAGGCCAGGUCUGGGCCUGCUUUCAAUGGUGGGCUGAAUCUAGGCCUCCACCAGUCCAACCCAACCCGGUAAGACUUCAAUAAAGACAGAGGCAACAUUCUUAGUAGGGACAAAUGCUCCAGCUUUAGCAUGAGUAAUCCAAGCUAGGAGCCGUCUACAUUAGCAGUGUCAUCAUUCGGCUUCUUCACCGGAGGAUUAAUUAGAAGCAUCUCCAUAAAAAACACCGCCAGUCCCUCCAGAUACUGCUUAAAGCUGAUCAGAUAUUCUAUCAUUUCUCAUAUAAAAUAAAAAUAUAUAAAUAAUACCAUCUUUAUCCUCUAAAUAACCUCGAACAAAUCGCCGAAUUCAUCAGUUCCCAUCACUAAGCAACAAUAUCCAGUGCUCCUCAUAGAACAAUGCCGAGGAAGAAAUCAGUAUAAAAGACGCCCUUACCACUAGUUUCUCCCUCUUCCCUUUUCUUCAAUUCAUUGUUUCUGUACACAAAGUUAAGCAGAAACUAUGAGCAUCCAGCAGAAGGAUCAGCAGAUUAAACAAAGAAAGAUACCGACCGGUCAACCAUCAACUCCCAUCCAGAGAUCUCCAGUAGUGGGGAGGAAGUCUCAACAGCAUGGGGGAUGCUGCAGGGUCUUUGCCAUGUUAUUCUCUGCGCUCCCAGAGACGCAGCAGUCAACCAUGGCAGGUCUUCAGCAGCAGGUAUCAAGCAGCAAUAAGGUCUUGGUAACUCAUAAUGAAGCAUGAGUUAAGUUUUUCAGAAUUUCAGUUACCAUUUUCUAUGACCGCACCAUCAACUAUGAACUGCUUGUAGAUGCCCAUAUUUCAGCAUAAAUAAGAGAGAACCAAAAUCUUACCUCUCCACAAUAUUUCAGCAUUCCUCAAGCAAUGUGCUGGAGACUGGAGAAGCCAUCUUCCCAACCAAUGCACCAAAUGAUAUUUUAGGACAACUCAGAUCCCUGGAUUUCAAAAAAGAACAGGAAUUUGAAAAAUUAAAAACAAUCAGCAAAAAUUCCUCAAGCAUUACAGUGGAGACUAGAGAAGACAUCUUAAAUGCACCAAAUGGUAUUUCAGGAUGACUUCAGAACCCUGGAUUUCAAAAAAGAACAGAAAUUUGAAGGUGAAAAAUGAAAAAUUGAAAAACAAACAACAAAUAGUUAUGGUUUAGAUAGGAAAACUAGCUCUUUCUGGAUGUUGAAGUAUUUUUCUGUUUUGCAAUCAAGGUUGACGAACUCAGAGAGGAGCUUCAACGUCAGAGAGAUCUCAAGGAUACUUACAAAGCUCGUCUGGAGAGCAUGAAGGAAUAUCUCAGUUUCUGCUUAGACAUUGCACAGCAGAAUGGCUUCCUGCACCACAUAUCCAACAACCAGCAACCCUCUCAUCCCACAAAACUCAAUCAUGAAACAAUCUCAAAACCAGUUGAUACAAUGACCGGUGAUCCUCAAUUAGCAGCCAUCAGGGAUCAAGCAAAGAUCAAUGGAUGGUUUAUUCAGCCGCAUGAGGUGAGCAUUUGUAUUCUUCUCUUUCAAUCUUAUUAUCAUUCUUAUGUAAUGCCUCUGCAGAGUGUACCCCACUAAACUCCUCCAUUUGCAACAGUUGACAACACAAGACUUCAUAGCAUGUGAAGCAAGGAUGCUAAUACAUAGGCAUCCACGUAGAGAUAAUCAUGCCUAAAGCUCAUUAAGAGCAUUAUCCAUGAUAUUGCACAAGAAAUUGCAGCUUAUAUCCACUUUUAACCAGGAGAAAAGCAUAUUACAAAUAAAUAGGUUCUAACAAGAGGACCAAGAUAUUAAUCAGACAGAAACAAUGAAAGUUAACUACAAACCCAACAACAUGAGAAAAAAAAAGCUACUUCAUAUGUGACAUUGGGGACAUGACAUAGCACCAAAUUCCUUCCAACAGAAUAAUCAUAUUUUGAUCAUGUACGGGGAUUGCAUUACUGUCAUAAAUUCUGACAUCAAUAUAAAUAUUGCUAGGUAACACUUAAGUUCAGAUAUGCAUGUCCAUGGCAAUCCAAGUUUGAGUUUUUGAUAAUCCUCAAAGUGCUAUUUAGAGCCGCUGGCAAAAAUCAAUAACAUUUGUCUCAACUGUUUACUUCAAGCCAACCAUAGUGAUGAAAUCUGUAUGAUAUUUCAUCAUCUUGAGCCAUCUCAGCAAGAAACAGAUAUUUGACAACCUGGAUGGUGUAUUAGUCAUCAAGUACUGACUUAUUUAUCAUGAAUGAAACUAUAUUACAGGUUUUAUGUUUAUUAUAGUAUCAUGACAAAAGUGGUUCAUAACUCAACAACUUACUUUAUUUUGGCUGCUAAUACCGCAUAAAGAAUAUAUCUCUAUGUAUAAUAUUGUUAAAAGAAUGAAGGAAUGAUGUGCUAAAACUUCCUUCACUUAACUGAUUGUACAGUUAAAAGUUAUUCAAUACUGGAAAAACAUUUGAACAAGCUGAUAUAUUUACAGAAACUAAGGAUCCAAGGUUGAAAAGUUAUUAGUCAUCAUUUAUCAAAAAUCGUAAUAUCUGUAAUCACAAUAAACACUAUAGAUUAAUUAUCAAAUAAUCUAUCACUAUUUUUUAAGAAAAAAAAAUCUUAAGCUUUGAGCAACAACCUCGGUUGUUACAAUCUCUGGACAAAUUUACAUGUAGCAAAAAAACAAAAAGCACAUUUUGUAUUGAGUGCUGAGCGGUGUCUCUGGUGUCAAGGUUUCAAGGUACCCACCUGAGAUGGUUAUCAGAUACCAAUGUUAAUAACUCUUCAAGCUCACAAAAGACAUGAACUUUUUAUCAUCAUAAACUACAAUCUAGUGACAGAUAGCGAUAGGUUGAGAUUCUAAUUAAGGUACCACAAUGAGAUGGUGUCGCUAAGUGAAGAUGUUUAUGAUAGCAAGUUCAAAAGACAUUAAUUGGAACCGAUCACAAGCACAUCCCGAACCACAAACUUCUGGGAUUAGCCUAUUUGCUAUGGUUAUAACUGCAUGCUAAUUGUUUAAUAUCCAUGCAGAAGGUAAUAGACAUGCUGCUUCCCAUCGACAACUAACAAUGAAAAAUGCAAUUUACUCCAAGCAGAUAGAGUUGCAUGAACAAAUAGGCCAAGGGACAACUGCUGACAUAUACAGGGGGACUUGGCGAGGCCUUGAUGUUGCUGUUAAGUGGAUAUACCCCACAUACUUCCAAUUAAAUGAAGGUGGUGAAGCAUUCUUUGCACAGGAACUUGAUACUCUUUCACGUCAACACCACCCUUAUGUGUUGCGAUUAAUUGGCGCAUGUCUCCUGCCACCAGAAAAUGGAUGGGUGGUCACAGAGCUGUUGAGUGGAAAGACUUUAAAAGAAUGGCUGCAUGGGAAUAAGAAGAGGCAAAGAGAAAGGUCAGUACCUCUUCCCCCUUUGAAAGAAAGGAUAGAGAAGGGUUUGGAAAUUGCUCAGGCGAUGCAAUACCUUCACGAACAAAAACCCAAGGUCAUCCACAGAGACUUGAAGCCAAGUAACAUACUCCUGGAUGAUUGUUUGCAUGUGCGAGUGGCUGACUUUGGGCAUGCUCGAUUCCUGCCUGAGGGAGAGGCAGCACUAACAGGAGAAUUGGGUAAGAAUCUAAUGUCUACAAACUUGCGUGAAGUAAUGUAGGAUUGCAUAUUGUCCAUGAAAAUCAUCAUCCAACAGAUGCCAAUUCUCAAAUGCCAUCCCUUGCCCUUACAAAAAUCUCGGCCUCAAACCUGGAAACCAGGUGACUGCUAGACUGCAAGGAUUUUUUUUUUCCUUCAUAGUUGGUCAGAUAUGUAACACACGAUUUAAUUGAAGCCAACCUUAUCUUCAGUUCAGUUCUCAAUGCAGUAAAAGACUGGGCUACUGAUGUGAGAUUAAGUCAUCAAUUCAUCCUGAAUUUUUAGUAACGACCAGCAAUAGAAAAACAUCAUUUCAAUUAAAUAACCAGGUGCAUAACAUGCACAGGGCUGACCUUUCAUAUAUACUGACAGAGGGACAAACAAAUUUAUGUUCAAUAGUUAGCGAGAAGGAAAAAAAAACUUUGUAUUAAUAUUAAAUUAAUUUGCUUCUGUAAUGUUUGACUCCUAAAUGCUUCCUCUUCAAUUUUCAGGGACUUAUGAGUACAUGGCACCUGAGGUAAUCCGUUGUGAACCAUACAAUGAAAAAUGUGAUGUUUAUAGCUUUGGCAUCAUAUUGAAUGAGCUGAUCACCGGUCAACAUCCAUACAUAGAGACCAGCUUCAAUCCUAGUAAGGUAUAAUCCAAUCACCUGCUCAGACCUUCAAGAUGAACCUUCCUAAACAUGUAUGCUCUAGCUUUCUAGGAACAAUAUGCAUAUGGUUCACAAUAAUAAUGCAUUUCAGAUAUUAUCUUAUGUUGAAGCAAGUCAAAAUUAUCUUUGUAAUAUCAAAUAACAAGCCAAAUCUAAAA
Phoenix dactylifera (date palm) is the source of this 5249-nucleotide messenger RNA. NCBI's taxonomy places the organism in Eukaryota, Viridiplantae, Streptophyta, Magnoliopsida, Arecales, Arecaceae. The record is from RefSeq and is a predicted model, not a curated record.